CCGGUGACGUCGGCGCAGGCGCGGGGAGGUCUCCCAGAGAGGAGGCGGAGGCUGUAGCCCUUGCGGCGGCUGGACCUGCUCGGGACUCGCAGCCGCGGAGGGCCGCAGUGACUGCGUGUAACUUUUGCUGGACCAGAAGCUGCUGCCGGGUAGGCGGGUGGCCACCAUGUCUACCUUCCGCCAGGAGGACGUGGAGGACCACUAUGAGAUGGGAGAGGAGCUGGGCAGCGGCCAGUUCGCCAUCGUGCGGAAGUGCCGGCAGAAGGGCACCGGCAAGGAGUACGCGGCCAAGUUCAUCAAGAAGCGGCGCCUGUCGUCCAGCCGGCGCGGGGUGAGCCGGGAGGAGAUCGAGCGCGAGGUGAGCAUCCUGCGGGAGAUCCGGCACCCCAACAUCAUCACGCUGCACGACGUCUUCGAGAACAAGACGGACGUGGUGCUCAUCCUCGAGCUGGUCUCGGGCGGCGAGCUCUUCGACUUCCUGGCUGAGAAGGAGUCCCUGACCGAGGACGAGGCCACGCAGUUCCUCAAGCAGAUCCUGGACGGCGUCCACUACCUGCACUCCAAGCGCAUCGCCCACUUCGACCUCAAGCCAGAGAACAUCAUGCUUCUGGACAAGAACGUGCCCAGCCCACGCAUCAAGCUCAUCGACUUCGGCAUUGCCCACAAGAUCGAGGCUGGCAACGAGUUCAAGAACAUCUUCGGCACGCCUGAGUUUGUGGCUCCCGAAAUUGUCAACUAUGAGCCCCUGGGCCUGGAGGCGGAUAUGUGGAGCAUUGGCGUCAUCACCUACAUCCUUCUCAGCGGGGCAUCCCCCUUCCUGGGCGAGACCAAGCAGGAGACACUGACCAACAUCUCGGCCGUGAACUACGACUUCGAUGAGGAGUAUUUCAGCAGCACCAGCGAGCUGGCCAAGGACUUCAUCCGUCGCUUGCUGGUCAAGGACCCCAAAACUCCAGGUGACUGCUCUUUCCGGGACUCUGGGACCGGCCAUGUGGAGCCCUGGCCCCUGUCACGUGUCGCUGCCCUUCCUGGGCCCAGCCCUCUUGGGCGCACUGAGACCAGAGCCUGGGAAGGAAACAGCCACUUGAGGAGAAUGACCAUCGCGCAGAGCCUGGAACACUCCUGGAUCAAGGCCAUCCGGCGGCGGAACGUGCGCAGCGAGGACAGCGGGCGGAAGCCGGAGCGGCGGCGCCUGAAGACGACGCGGCUGAAGGAGUACACCAUCAAGUCGCACUCCAGCAUGCCGCCCAACAACAGCUACGCCAGCUUCGAGCGCUUCUCGCGCGUGCUGGAGGAGGUGGCCGCAGCCGAGGAGGGCCUGCGCGACCUGGAGCGGAGCCGGCGGCUGUGCCGCGAGGACGUGGAGGCGCUGGCGGCCAUCUAUGAGGAGAAGGAGGCCUGGUACACGGAGGAGCGCGACAGCAUCGGCCAGGACCUGCGGCGGCUGCGGCAGGAGCUGCACAAGACCGAGGCUCUGCAGCGGCAGGCGCAGGAGGAGGCCAAGGGCGCGCUGCUGGGUGCCAGCGGGCUCAAGCGCCGCUUCAGCCGCCUGGAGAACCGCUACGAGGCGCUGGCCAAGCAGGUGGCGUCCGAGAUGCGCUUCGUGCAGGAGCUGGUGCGGGCGCUGGAGCAGGAGCGGCUGCAAGGCGGGGAGUGCGGCCUCCGCUAGGGACAGGGCCCGCAGCCGGGCCGGGUGGGUGGGAGCCUCGGGCAGCUCGCAGCCUCUGCGUGGAGCCGGGGACUCGCUGGAGGAGGCUCCCGUCUGGCAUAAAGCGGACGUUGGCAAACUCCUGUCUCUGUUUCCUGAGUUUCAGGGAGCUGCCCAGUGCUGGGUGAGGGGGCCUCCGCAGGGCGUGGGUGUGGGGUGAGGUGCUACUGCCACCUCUUCACCCCCCAGAAGCGCUGGAGGAGCCCCUGCAGUGACAUCAGCCAUGCCUGGAUGUCACUCUUUGAUUGUGUCCCUGCCGUGUCCCUUUGAGUCUGUCCAUGCCCGGGCGCUGCCUGUCCCUUAGCUCUGCAUUGGCUGCCAGCCCUCCUCCAGGGUGGUCCUUGCCCCCACCAUGCCAGCGCCGUCUUCUGUGCGCCCCAGGAGCCCUGAGAAGUGGUAGUUUGCGCCUUACUCCAGAAGACCACAGCCGAAGCCCCCAGCCCCGCCUGCCAGAUCCCAAGACCCUCCGGGAUGUGCUGCCCUGGCCUGAGCGUCCAGGCAGGCAAGGACAGUCCCCAGCCCAGAGGCCGGGGUCUUUACCUGUGGCCAAGCCCAGGCCCUAUGUGGCCUGUGUGAGUGUGGGACCCGCCACAUCCCUGGCCACUGCUGUUCUCUGUGUACGUGCGUGACAGUGUGCCUGUUGGAAGCCAAGUGGAAUAAAGCCGCCUCCCUGA
Molecule: messenger RNA, 2382 nt
Organism: Chinchilla lanigera (long-tailed chinchilla)
Lineage: Eukaryota; Metazoa; Chordata; Mammalia; Rodentia; Chinchillidae
Gene: Dapk3
Product: death-associated protein kinase 3
Exons: 10
Coding region: 167-1669 (500 amino acids)
Biological process (GO): intracellular signal transduction; positive regulation of apoptotic process; protein phosphorylation
Cellular component (GO): nucleus; cytoplasm
Molecular function (GO): protein serine/threonine kinase activity; ATP binding
Source: RefSeq, a predicted model, not a curated record